CACGUGACCUGACGUCAGCGGAAGUGUGUGUUUGCUUUGUUUUGAGAUGUGGGGGAUAGCAGGUGCUGGAAGAGCCGGUGCGUCGCUGUUGUUGAGGCGGGUUCCCAGACUCGUGUCCGCUCCCUGCGCUGCAGGAUGGAAUAUUUGUUUGAGGUUCGCGGCCGGGGUCCAGACCGGGGUCCAGACCUGGGUCCAGACCUGGUUCCAGAGCAGAGCAUACGUCCGCACACAGCCGCACCAAACCCCAGGAAAACUUGUGCGGAUUGGAGAAGAUAAGAAAGUAGUGAUCUGUGUUGAAGGGAACAUUGCCAGUGGGAAGACGACAUGUCUGGAGUAUUUCAGCAAAACCAGCAACAUAGAGGUUCUUACAGAGCCAGUGUCUAAAUGGAGGAAUGUCCGUGGACACAACCCUCUGGCUCUGAUGUACCAGGAUCCCGAGCGCUGGGGAAUCACCCUGCAGACCUACAUUCAGCUCACCUUGCUGGACAGACACUUGUCAUCGAUAUCAGCUCCUGUCAGGAUGCUGGAGCGCUCCAUCUUCAGUGCUAAGUACAUCUUUGUGGAGAAUCUCUUCAGAAGUGGGAAAAUGCCAGAGGUGGACUACGCUGUUCUCAGCGAGUGGUUUGACUGGAUCACCACCAACAUAUCCCUCCCUGUUGAUCUGAUUGUUUACCUCCACACGUCUCCUCAGACCUGCCAUGAGAGAUUAAAGCACAGAUGCAGAGAGGAGGAGAAUCUCAUUCCACUGGAGUAUUUAGAGUCUAUCCACCAGCUCUAUGAAGACUGGCUCAUUAAACAGACCUCCUUCCCGCUUCCUGCUCCUGUUCUGGUGAUCCCUGCUGACCACGACCUCAAGGAGAUGCUGCACCUGUACGAAGAAAACCGGGACAAGAUCCUCGCAGCUACCUGUGUCUGAUCCACAGACAUUUACAUUAAAGCUGCAGUAGGCAGGAUCUUUAGAAAACAGGAAAGUGUUGAAUGUUAAUCCAUAAUUAUGGAGUUUAUCCCUUCAGAUCAGCACAGACGGACACUUCUCCAUCUCUGACAGGCUCCGCCUACAUCGGCAUGUUCGGUUGUGACUGUUCCAUUGAAGUUCAAACCAGUUCAUGCUGUGGCUGAUGGGUGUGAACAGUGUGUGAACAGUGUGUGAACAGUGUGUGACAGUGUGUGACAACCAGGGCCCAAAUGCCAUAGAGUUAGUAUGUUGUGUAACAACCACGACACAAUGUUCCUGCACUAAAGUAGGUGAGGGUGGAGAAGCUUCAGGACAAAGAAACAUUCCACUCAUCCAGAGGUUUGUUUAUGGCGUCAAAUGCUCUGACAUCUAUCCAGUGACUUUUAUACUGUUUUAAGUUUGAUGUUCCUCUGUGUAAUGUGAUGCACAGCCUUGUAUCUCUGUUACAAAGAGGAUUCUUUCACAUGAGUUACUUUUGUAAUGACAACUGAGAACACACACACACAUAUAGUUAUAUUAGAGGGAGCCGUUCACAAAAUCCACGGCUCGGUUCAUAUCAUGGUUUUCAGUUUGGUUGUUUUUUUUCCUGUUUUUUUACACUCUUAAAAAUACCAUGUAUCAGAUCUAUAGCCUAAUAAUUAGAUUUUUUAUUAUCACGCAUAAACUGCUGUGGUAGCAUAUUUGAAGGGUUGCUGCUAGCAUAUUAUACAGUGUUUACAUACAGUUACAGUUUUGUCCACCAACAGUAAAUCUGAAAUGCUCCCACACAGGAGAACCAAAUAUGUGUGUGUGUAUAUAUGUAUAUAUACACGUGUGUGUGUAUAUAUACGUGUGUGUGUGUAUAUAUAUACAGUAUAUAUAUGUGCACCAUUGCUAACAGCUUGUAUUACAAAUACAUGUUUUGCCACAUAAAUAAAAGUGUGUAUGUGAAUAUUG
This is a messenger RNA of Solea solea (common sole), 1891 nucleotides long. RefSeq names its product thymidine kinase 2 (gene tk2). The coding region runs from base 47 to 916 and encodes 289 amino acids. Gene Ontology annotation, cellular component: mitochondrion; cytoplasm. Gene Ontology annotation, molecular function: deoxynucleoside kinase activity. Lineage: Eukaryota; Metazoa; Chordata; Actinopteri; Pleuronectiformes; Soleidae. The record is from RefSeq and is a predicted model, not a curated record. The transcript has 10 exons.